AAAAUGUGGUGUAUUUGUUAUAAGUUCGACCAGCAUGAUGGCUGGGCAUAAGUUGCAUUUUCGAAGGAACUUAAGGAACUUUAACAGUUAGUUUGGCAUAGUCGCCAUUCCGAACGAUGGCUUCAGAAGUUGUUGCACUGUGCCAGGCGUUUGAGCAGGAAUUCGCUAAAGUCUUGGCAAUUCUACCGCCGGUCAGCGCCAGCAAACCUGACGCCCAUGACGCGCACCUCAACCAUCACCGGCUCAGCCAGCGGAUUGCUGAAAGCGUAUCGUACUAUGCUGGUCGCCUACCAGCAUACGCGAGCGUGCCGCGUAUCCUUAGCUUCGGCGACAGGCUCUUCCGGCUUGAACAGCACCAGCUCGCACUCCAAGCAUGUUACAAACAUGUCAGAGGCCUACAGCUGCACACUACUCAGGAAAAGCUUCCGCGUAUGGACAUCCUGACAAGGCUGUCGAGCCACGUACAGGCAUGCUUCGGUUGCGCGGCAUGCGAGGCCGCGCUCCUGUUGCUGGCCGACCCUCAGAUCAAGCAUCCUGACACAUUGCAAUGGCUCGUGCAGUGCCUCUCACAGCUACGUAACGCCAUAGCUCAGGCACUGCCGGACGAGCGGCUGUACUGGCUGGUCGUGAAUGGAAGCGUCCAUGUGUACAACAUCGCCAAACCCAUGAUCACAGCCGGCUUUGCAGAGCAAGCCCUCCCAUCCCUUAUCUUCUGCAUCAAGGCCAUGGAGGGCCACGUGUGCUUCGCAGCCCCCAAGUACCUCCCUUGGCGCACGCAGCUCUACACCUGGGCGGUCUUCGGGCUGGUGGAUUGCAGGGCGCCCGACCAGGCUCGCGCGCUGCUGACCGACGGCCUUAAGCGCAUAGACCAGCUGGUGGCGCUGCAGAAGCUCGACCCGGUGCCCGCCACUCCGCAGGUGCAGACGGCGCUCAACACCGCGCGCAACACCCUGGUGGGUCUGCAGCUGCGGGUGGAGGCGGCUGCGGGCGCGCCCGUGGCGCCCGUGCUGGCGCAGCUGACUGCCGGGGUGGCGGCCGCGGCGCCGGCGGCACCUGCUGCUGCGCAGCGCACCCUGGUGAUGCUGGUGGAGGCGCUGCAUGUACCGCACCGCCGGGUGGUGCGCAGCGAGCCGGCGGAGGGGCCGCUGAAGGAGCUCUUCGACGCAGCGUUCACCAUGGCGACCCCCCUGGUGGACGGCCUGAAGCAAGCCCUGGAGCAGGCGGCAGCACCUGCCGGGCCCGUGGCAGGGGCUGCGACCAGUGAUGGCGCCCCACCGCAGCAGCCGCCAGCAGCCGCAGACGAUGCAGCAGUAGCAGCACCCCCUGAUCCCGCCGCCUUGGCCGCGGCGGUGUUGGCUGCUCAGGAGCAGCUCUCCUUCGGCGUGCACAAGGGCCUCAUGUGCGCCGCCUACAACCUGGAGCAGUGGCCGCAGUUCGACCAGCUCGCCGACCUAGCGGUGGAGCGCACCAAGACGCUGGGCGACGCGGCGCCGGGCGCGGGCGACCUCGACCAGACCGCAGGGCAGCUGGCCACCGCUGCCAGCGUGCUGCUGGCGCUGCGCCGCCUCACCACGCAGCCCGGCGUGGACGCGCUGCGGCAGCUGGCGGCCGCCAUCCAGGCGGCGCUCAACCGCGGCACGCCCGUCAACCUGACGCCCGCCAGCGCCGCAUCAGCGCUGCUGCCUUCGGCGCGCGGGCCGUCAGGCAGUGGCGCGGCGGGCAGCUCGCAGACUGGCUCCGGCGCCGCUACCUCCGGCAGCUCCAAGCCCGCCGGGCUGCUGCAGCAGUCGCAUCUAGCGCCCUGGCAGCAGCUGCGCGACCUGAUCGCCGACGCCUCGCUGGCGCUGUACGGCAGCGCGCGGCCGCUGAUUGACGGCGUGUUUUGCGCGGAUGACAAGGAGGCGGGGACGGUGGCAGAGCUGCUGGCGGCUUGUCAUGCGGCUUGGUCUGCGGUGGAGCUUGAUGAUGGGGAGCUGCGGGUGAGUGUGGCGCUGAAGCUGGCGCUGCUGCUGGAGGAGGGGGAGCAGCUGCUGGCGGCCAAGGAGGUGCUGCUGCAGGCCAAGGCCACCGUGCAGCGGGCCCGAGUGGAGCACAGCGCGGCCAACCGGCGCAGCGCCGACGAGCACCUGCGCUGGAUCACCGCCUCCCGCAGCCAGCCCAACGACGACACGGCGGCCCUCGUAGCAGGUAUGACUGCCAGCGAGCAGGAGCUGGCGUGUCUGCACGUGGACGUGCUGUCGCUGCUGGCGCGCGUGGAGCUGGCGGUGGGGGUGGCGGAGCAGCAGGGGCGCGCCACGCUGCGGCGCACGCGGGUGCUGGAGGAGCAGGCGCAGCGCACCGCGCAGUCCAGCAUCUUUGGCGCGCGGAAUGCGGCGGAGGUGGCGAGGGAUGAGGCGAGGCUGGCGGCGGCGAGCGCCACGACGCCCAACCCGCAGAUGAAGGAGCGGGAGCUGCUGCAGGCGUGCGUCAAGAACCCCUACGAGCGCGCGCUGGUGAUGAUCCAGAUGACCGCCUUCCAGGGCAACGACUCGGUGCGCAAGGCGCAGCUGCUGCAGGACGCGGGCGACCUGCUCGACAAGGCGCAGGCGGCCGAGGACGGCCUCUUCGUUGCCGCCCAGCCCGACCUCCGCGCCCGCCGCGACGUGCCGCCACAGCCCAAGCUCCUGCAGCGCACCCCCACCUCCGUCACCCUGGUGGCGCACCCCCCCGGACCCGGACUCAAGACCCUGCCCGGCGCGCGCAAGCCGCCCAGCUGCUACGUGGCCUACUGCAAGUCCUUUGGCGCAGGCGUAGGACUGUCCAUGAAUAAGACUGCCAUCGAGUACCCGGGUUCCGGCGUCAUGGUGCCCUUGGGGCAGCCCGUGACCAUCCAGGGGCUGCGCAGCAAUGACACCUACCUCUUCGCGGUUGCGCUGUACGACGACGACGGCAACAUCGUGGGAGGCCUGGGCACCAGCACGCCCGAGGUGCUGGUGGCGCUGCCGCUGCCCAUCUUCAUGUGCUGGACGCACCUGCUGGCGGCAGCCGUGCGCGCGGGCGCAUGGGUGGCUGCAAAGCGCGCCGCGGCGGUGCUGCUGCCGCACUUUGUCAUCACCACGCCGGACGUGCCGCUGUGGCGCGCGAACCCCAUGGACGCGCAGCGCCUGCACCGAGCACAUGUGGCGGCAGCCGCGCGGCCGCUGCUGCGCGCGCUGGUGCAGAGCAUCUACGUGUACGGCGGUGCUGCGCUGCUGCGAGGCGGCGGCGUGGUGAGCAUCAGCAGCACCACCACCGCCACCAUCUCCCCCGCGGCGCCCGUGCCGCAGGUGGCGCUGCCCUGCACGCUGCCGCAGCUGCGCGCGCCGUUCCUGGAGGAGCAGGUGGCGCGGCUCAAGGCGGCGCGGCUACUGGUUCUAGGCAUGGAGGUAUCUGCGCUGCUGCCGGACGAGCCGCUCAUGCAGGAGGGCGCGCUGCGGACGUACCAGCUGCUCGCGCCUCUGCUGGCGCUGCGUGCGCCGCGCACACCCAUGCUGCAUAAGGCCCUAGCCGCCUGCCAUGCCGUACUGGCCUCCCUAACCAACCUGGUGCAGGACUCGCUGCACCGGCAGGAGCACCAGCGGUCGCUGGCGGCUCGUGUUGCGGCGGCGGUGACGUACCAGCUGUUGCGGCUGAGCGAAGAUGCGGGGGAGGCCGCGGCUUCGGCGCACUUUGGACGGCUGAAGGUGGAACUGCUGCGGGCGUAUGACCCACGGUUCACAAUCGCCGGCCGGCCGCCGCCGCCGGCUGAGCUACAGGAUGAGGCGUCAAGGCUGCAUGACGUGGUGAUGCAGCAUCUGCGGUUGCCAGACUGGGCGCCUGAGCCGAUUGUGGAGCGGCAGAAGGAUGAGAAGGACUUGCCGGCCAGGGUGCUGCCGUUGCUGGCUACGCCGUCUCCGAUGGACGCGUGGGGCGCGGCGCUGGGCUUUGAGACGGCUGUGGAGCACCCAAGGUGGGUGGAGCUGGUGGUGCGCAUGCUGGAGGCGGCGGUGCGGAAGGGCAACCUGGGCAACGCGGCACAAGUGGCGGAGCAGCUCAUCUGGUGGAUCCGCGCACGCACCAAGAUACCGCUGCUGAACCCGCCGGAGCCGCCGCCGCCCCCGCCGCCGGGCGCGCCGGUGCCGCCGCCGCCGCCCCCCGGGUCCCCGCCGCCUCCCCCGCCGCCGCCACCUCCCAAGUGGAUCCUGGAGGAGGCUGCAGCGGCGCUGGACCCCGCCAAGGUGGCCUUCGAGCCGCCUCCGCCUCCCCCCACCGAGGGGCUAGCUCCGGAGGACGCCGCCGCGCUGCUGGCCCGCCACGCCGAGGAGGUGCGGCAGGCGGAGGCGCAGCAGCGGCGGCGGCUGGCGGCGGUGCUGUUCCUGCAGAAGCGCCUGCCCAAGCUGCUGGCGCGCAAGCGAGCAGUCGAGAAGAUCAGGGCGGACCGCAAGCGUUGGGCUCCCUGGCUGUCGCGCCUCAACACCGUGCUGGGCCUGCUCGCUGCCAGUGAGGCACGCAAGUACGUGGCAGCCCUGCCAGCCCGCGCGGCCGCCGCUGCCGCCGCCGCACCCCCUGCACCCGUUCCGGACUCCCGCCCCAACACCUCACCCUCGCCCGCCGCCGCAGCCACCACCGCCGCUGCCUCCCCAACCACAGCUGAAACCGCCACCUUCCGCAUUGGCCCUGACGGCGCCGCUGCCGACGGCGACGACGCCAGCUCGCCGCCCCCGCUGCGCCCCCCCGAGGGCAUCACGCCGCCGCUGCAGGCCAUGAUGCACUUUGCGCGCGCCGCACAGCUAGCGGCCCGCGGCGGGGAGUGGCUGGAGGUGGCGAAUGCGGCGCGGCAUGCGUGGAACCUGGCCCGUGCCGUACUGAGUGCGGAUCCGGCGCUGACGGCGCCGCUGGCGCGUGUGGAGUGGGAUCGCGGGCUUCUUCCGGAGCCGCCGGUGCCGCCUGAGUCGCUGCUGGUGCCUGCCGUGGCGCCGGUGCCGGAGAAGAAGGGCAAGAAGGACAAGGUGAAGAAGGAGAAGCCGCCGCCGUCACCUGCCCAGAAGACCACUCGUGGCAAGAAGGGCGUGGUGGUGGAGGAGGCGCCGCCGCCGCCGCCCCGCACCUACCCGCUCCCGGUGGGCUGCCGCCCCAACAUGGCCCGCGCGGUUCGCUCCCUGGUGGAGGCGCUGCUGGAGCUGGUGGCGCGGCUGCGGGAGGGGCUGCAGCUGCACACUUGGGUGGCGCCGCUGGAGGCGCGGGAGGGCGCAGAGGGGGGUGGAGGGGGAGGGCGGCGCAGGGGGACGACUGAGGAGGAGCGGCCGGCGACUGCGGCGGUGUCGGAGAGUCAGUUUAGUUACGGGUCGGACCUGCAGGUGGACAUCUGGUACAAGGAGGGUCCGCUGGACAUGGCCUGGGUGAGCCGCUUCAUGGCGGCGGUGGCGGUGGUGCUCAGCCGCGGGGAGCGCUGGCAUGCGCUGCUGGAGCUGGGGCGCAGCUGGGCGCGCAUGAACGAGGGGGUGUUCAACGAGCGCAUCAUGCCCUGGCUGCUGCUGGCCGCUCCCAAGGCUGGUCUGGACCCCGCCCCCUUCCAGCAAGCCAUGGACACCCUAAUCCGGGACAAGAACCAGGCACUCGACCAGCUGGAUAAGGUGCGCACGCUGGUUCGCGAGCGGCUGGGCGACACGCCGCUCAUGUCUCAGGGCCUGGGCCACAAGGUGCGCAAGAAGAAGCAGCCGCAGCACCACAAGCACCACGGCUCGCAGCAGCAGGGGGCGCUGGUGCAGGCUGGGGCGCCGGGUGCGGGGGGCGCGCACCGCCGCACUGGGGGUGGCAGCCUGAGCGGCGGCGGGCUGAGCUCGGAGAGCGACCGCGCCAGCACCAUCAGCGCCGCCUACACCUACAAGACCGCCUCCACCUACAAGACCAAGGCCAGUCAGCCGGACUUCAUGCGCAUACCCGCAGAGUAUGAAAAGGUUAUUGAGGUGCUCAAACGGCGCAACGAGAAGAACGCCAUGAUCCUGGCCAUGCACGAGCUGGGCGAUGUACACGCGCACUUCGGCAACUGGGGCGGUGCCAGUACCGCUUGGCACGACACGCUGGACACGCUGCUGGGGCCCUACCAGGCGCUCAAGAACUGGCGCGCCAAGCUGACCGGCAUGAGCCCCGCAGCCACACUGCAGCUGUACGGCUUGCAUGGGCUGUUGCUGGGUGCCGUACUGGCGGGCAAACUGGCGCGCUACACCUACCACGACCACCUGCACCUGCGGCUGGAGUGCUGCCGCCUGGCGGCGAGGCUGGUGUUCUGCGCCUUCUCCGCGCAUGUGGGUCACCCGCAGCGGCCGCUGGGCUUUGCGACCUACACGCCGAGGGAGCUCUGGGCGGCGGGGGCCGACCCGUGGGUCGUUUGGAAUGACCCGUAUCGCUGUCCUGUGGUGGACCUGGCGGGCGCAUUGGAGACGGCGAUGGGGUGUUUGCUGGACAACGGGCUGGCGCUGGAUGCGCUGCCGGUGGUGGCGCUGUGGGAGCAUGUGGCGCGGGAUGUGAUGCGCAGCCUGCACCGCACGGUGCUGUGCAGGAUCAUGCGUUGUCGCGCCCUGGUAGCACUCGGGCUGCUGUCGGAGGGCAUCUCAGUGGCUGCGGGGCUCAUGGGCGCCGCCGACCUGCCCGACCCCACCCUGGACUCCAACUACAUCCUCAAGGACGUGGCGGGAGCGGUGGUGCAGGUGCCCCCCUCGCCUCCCUUCAACAACGCGCUGCUACCCGGCGACCCCGGCAACAAGGCCGCCCUGCUGCACCUGGCGGACACGCAGCUGCCGCCCGCCGUGGAGCGGCUGUACGGCACCUGGCUGGUGGCGCACCUCACGCUGGUGCGCGCGCAGCUGCUUAUGUGCGCGGGCGGGGUGCCCAAUCAGUGGCGCACCACGGACUGGCGCACGGGAGAGAAGCUGGAGCCGCCCAAACCGCCGCCGCCGCCGCCAAAGGGUAAGGCUGGGGGUGCAGCGGCGGCGGCGGCGGCAGCAGCAGCCGCUGCCGCGGCGGCGUCCUCGCUGGACGCGGUGGGUCCUGGUCUGCCCGAGGUGGUGGAGCCGGGCAUGCUGGAGCGAGCCAACGCGCUGCUGCGGCGGGCGCUGGCAAUGGCUCGCGGGGAGGACCAGCCGCUGGCGGAUGAGGUCCCCCCACCGGCUCCCUCCGCUGCUAAGGCCGGCGCCAAAACCUCCCCGCGCUCUACCUCCCCCGCCAAGACAUCCGCCCGCGCGCGCUCCAAGUCACCCGGAGCUGGAAAGGGCGCGCCCACGCCGCCGCCGCCGGAGGAGCCGGCUCCCAGCGGCCCGCCGCCGCCGGCGCCUGCCACCGCGGGGCAGCGCGCCGAGGUGAUGGUGCGCACGCUGCUGCUGCUGUGCGAGCUGGAGCAGCUGCGCUGGCACCCGGGGCGCGGACUGGGCCAUGCGCUGGAGGCGGCGCGCUUCCUGGGCAGUGAGGCGGAGCGCAUCAACACACCGCAGCAGGGCGAUAAUGACGAGCUUGAGCGCUACUCGCUGCUGCCCGUGCUGUGGUUCCUGGCGCGUAUUGCUGCCGUACGCUGCACGGCGCAGCUGGGCCAUGCGGCGCAUGUGCAUGAGCUGGUAGCGUCUGCGGCGGAGCGGGAGGGGGCGACGGUGCAUGAGCAGCUGCACCUAGCCGACAUGGCGCAUCUUGAUGCGUUGGUGCUGGCGCAGGAAGGCCGUACGGCGGAGGCGUUGGCGG
Molecule: messenger RNA, 7725 nt
Organism: Astrephomene gubernaculifera
Lineage: Eukaryota; Viridiplantae; Chlorophyta; Chlorophyceae; Chlamydomonadales; Astrephomenaceae
Source: the annotation of a GenBank genome assembly